Messenger RNA from Daphnia pulex (common water flea), 3865 nucleotides. Its product is annotated as transmembrane protease serine 9-like. Gene Ontology annotation, molecular function: serine-type endopeptidase activity. Gene Ontology annotation, biological process: proteolysis. Lineage: Eukaryota; Metazoa; Arthropoda; Branchiopoda; Diplostraca; Daphniidae. Bases 64 to 2406 code for a protein of 780 amino acids. The record is from RefSeq and is a predicted model, not a curated record. The transcript is spliced from 12 exons.
GAAACCAUUCAACCCCUAGACGGGGGAACAUCUUCCGAUCCAGCAGUUGAACAGACAACCGAGAUGAUGGCCAGCACAACGACGCAAUCGCCGAUGAUAAUUACUGUGACUAGACAGUCUGAUGGAAAAACGGUGGAGGAGACAACUUCUCCCACAAUGACGACAAAUAUCCCUACAACGACGUCCAUCCCCAUUGCCACAACGCCUGCACCUUUUGAAUGCGGCCGCUCUAAAUUCACGUCGAAGUCGAGGAUCAUGGGAGGGACCGAGGCGGCACCUAACGAGUUCCCGUGGAUGGUGCAUUUUCUCAUUUACAAUUACACAAGCGGGAAAUACUUCACGUGUGGAGGCACACUUGUCAGCGACUUACAUAUCCUGAUGUCUUCCUACUGCUUUUUUGACGCGAAUAUGUUUACCGUUAAUAUUGUGAGCAUCACUUUGGGCGCUCAUGACCUCAGCGCCAACAGCAGCGAUCGUUUCCGCCAAAUCGCUCACUGGAGUUCAAUGUCUUCAUACAUUCGAUUAAAUAGCUCAUUAAUGGACAACUAUUGUAGUAUUAUGACCCUUAAAGAUCCAGUUACUAUAAAUGAUUACGUUCAACCGGCAUGUCUGCCGUUCGACGACGAUCCUGAUCACGUGAACGAGCCCGUGGUCCUUACCGGAUGGGGAGACUACAAUGCUUCCGGUUCGAAUUCCGUUUUGCGCAAAACGACUACGACUGUCAUAUCAUCGUCUGGCAGCGAUGGAACGUGCCAACAACAGGCAGGAUUGGGUCCUUUCUCCGGUGACAAUAUUAUCUGCAGCGAUGGAUCUCAACGCUAUUGCUCUGGUGACACUGGAGGGCCGAUGAACUAUUACAACAAGGAAUGUGACAGGUGGUUUGUUAUCGGAAUAACAGGAUGGAUUGAAGACGCUUCCGUCAACUGUCAGAACAGCAACAAGCCCAACCUAAUUACUCGUGUCAGGAGUCAGCUUUUUUCGAUUCUUCUUUUCACGCGCAUAGUUAGUCCCUCGCAAUGCAAAUUAACGAAGACGCCCACGACGGCGACACCCACGAUGACACCUGAAAUUACGGCAGCACCAACAUCAGUGUCAACAACAACAUCAGCGUCAACACCAAACCUUAGACUCUGUGACUCCAGUUUAACAGCAGCCAGUGGGAUCAUUCAACCCCUUGCUGGAUUCUUAACAGAACCUAUUACGUGUUGGAUCACCAUCAACGCACCUUCCGACCAGGUCGUACAAAUAUCUUGCACGGACAUUCAACUCAAAAUUACUUCCAGUCUAUUGAAAUUCGCCGACGAAUCGAACGUUCUUACGUACCAUCCGAUCGUGAACAGAGUUUACACUUCAAAGGGCAGCAGAAUGUUCAUCACCGCUAUUCUCAAUGGAACAGACCGGUUUAGUUGUCAGUGGACGACAGUGGCCGAGUCUGCCAUAACUACAGGCCCAUCUCCCAAGACGACGAUCCCCACAACGGAGCCAUCCAUCUCUAAACCGCCUUUUGAAUGUGGGAGAACCAAAUUCACUUCGUCCUGGAGGAUCGCUGGAGGAACUGAGGCGACGCCCAGCGAGUUCCCGUGGAUGGUUCACUUCAUCCUUCAGAAUAAAACUAGCGGCAACCAAUUUACUUGUGGGGGCACUCUCAUUACCGACCGCCAUGUCCUGUCGGCCGGCCACUGUUUCUAUAAUGCGGAUUACACUUUCGGAGUCCGCAUCUUGAACGUUACCCUGGGCGCUCACGACAUGAGUACCAACAGCAGCGACCGAUUUCGUCAAACGAUCAAGUGGAGUGCCAUCAAGGCCUUGAGCAGUACCGAUAGUCCAAUAGGCAACGGGAUUUGCAUUAUAACUCUCAGCCAACCUGCCAUUCUAAACGAAUUCGUUCGACCGGCGUGUCUACCAUUAAGAGACGAUCCGGAUCACGUGAAUGACAACGUCAUCCUCACCGGAUGGGACGCAAAUUCACGUUCCGUUUUGCGCAAAACGAUUACAACCGUCAUAUCUUCUUCCGGCCCCAAUUCAACGUGCCAACAGCAGGCAGGAGUGGGUCCGUUCUCUGGCGAUAAGGUCAUUUGUAGUGAAGGAUAUCGUCUCUAUUGCAACGACGACGCUGGGGAGCCGAUGAAUUUUUAUAAUCAAGAAUGCGACAGGUGGUUCAUCAUCGGAGUAGCCGGUAAAGGAGACGCUUCUGCGAGCUGCCAGAACAGCAAGAGAACCGACGUGUUCACCCGCGUGAGGAGCCACCUCGACUGGAUCCGUCGUAACACGGGCGUGGAUUCUAGUCCAAUCGAAUGCCAAUCGACUGGAGCAAAGAGUAAACAGACAACACCGAUGAUUAACCCUACAGCUGCGGUAACGGAAAUCCCCACUACAACUGCCCGCAGUCUAACGUCUUUUGAAUGAUGUCGAUCGAAAUUUACGUCGACGUCGAGGAUCGUGGGAGGGAGUGAAGCAAAGCCCAACGAAUUCCCCUGGAUGGUGUACAUCCUCGUUCAGAAUUUCGUGACCAAAAAAGUGUUUCAUUGCGGCGGAACCCUAAUCAGUGAUAGACAUAUCCUGACGACAUCCGACUGCUUUUUUCGAGGCUUUUUUGAAAACCAAUUGUUUGCUGUUGAUAUUUUGAACAUUACCCUGGGCGCUCAUGACUUGAACGCGAACAGCAGCGACAGCUUCCGCCAAAUCGCCCAACGGAAUUCAAUCGCUUCCUAUGUCAUAUUGAAUAAUUCGCUCAGCGCUUAUCUCAGCAUCGUAACCCUUGGCAAUGCUGUUGAGCUAAACGAUUACGUCCAGCCAGCGUGUCUACCGUUCGGAGACGAUCCAGAUCAUGUUGACGAUCCCGUGGUCCUUACCGGAUGGGGUGACUAUGAUGAUGCUGCAAUAAGUCGCAUUUUGCGUAAAACCACUACGACGGUCAUAUCUUCAACUGGAAGCAAUGAGCAAUGCCAACAAGAAGCCGGCAUAGGCCCGUUCUCCGGUGAAAAAAUCAUUUGCGGCGACGGAUCACAACACCGUCGCUUUUGCAGUGGCGAUGUCGGGGGACCGAUGAACUACUACAAUAAGGAGUGCGGAAGGUGGUUUGUGAUUGCAAUAGCCAGUAAGAGCGACAUAUCUGCCGACUGUGAGAGCAAGAACAGCAAGCCCAACGUUUUCAUUCGAGUCAGGAGUCAAUUAAAUAUGAUUCCUGAUGCGGGCGUAGUUCCUCCAAUUGCAUGUCGAUCAUCGGCUGCCAAAAUGACGAAAUUUGAACGGAAAUUACAGAUACCCGAAGCCAGCGAUUUAAUAACGACUAUUAGGCAGUCUAAUGGGAAGACCAUAUCAAUGAUGACGUUGACAAACCCCGGCAUACCCACAUUUUAAUAAUUAGAAUAAGGAGAAUCCCACUUAUAAUUUCCUGUCAGCUAUCUUAAUUUCUACAUUUUUAAUUUUAAUUUUUUCUACGACGGUGUUUAUAUUGGACAAUGCAAUUUGGUAAGACCACUACUUUUCAAUAUUUUGAAUGAACUUACUUGUCAUUUCGCCUACUUGGACAUAUCAUACAUUUUAUCGUCUCUUCCAUAAUUUACUCUUACGCAAUUUCAUCCCAGUGUGAUAGCCAAUGAGGCUUGCGCGACUUACGGCAUUCAAAUUUAGUUGCGCCAUUUUAGUAAGUAUGCUUGCUGUUGAGACAUUGGACUAUUUACAUUAGACCAAUAUCGAAAAAGACUUGCUACAUUGCUGUCCGACGAUUGGGAAUAUGAUGUAAAUAAAUUCAAUUCAAAUCAGACACUAUAUCGCAGACAUAGAAAUUAUACAGUGCAUUCUCCCAAGAUAAACAAUCGUAUGAAAUGCAAAACCCCACGAGACAUUCAAUCCUACCGAGUAU